Molecule: messenger RNA, 587 nt
Organism: Pelagomonas calceolata
Lineage: Eukaryota; Pelagophyceae; Pelagomonadales; Pelagomonadaceae
Source: the annotation of a GenBank genome assembly
ACCGGGACAUAUUACUUAGGCGGCUAUCCUCUUGGGCGGCGCGCCCUUCGCCUGGCCCAUGAGCCGCGACGUCUCGCCGAGGCGCUCGUGCGCGGCCUUGGCGACGUGCGUGUGCGCCGUGUCGUACUCGACGCAGGCCUUGAAGCACCGCGCCGCCCGCGGCAGCAGGCCGUCCUCGAGGCACAGCAGGCCGCAGUCCAGCGCGACCGCGGCGCGGUCGACGCCGCCCUCCCGGAUGCCGAUGGCCUCGGUCCAGGCCCGCCGCGCGUCGGCGCGCCGCUGGGCGCGCGAGAGCUCGUCGAUGUUUGCCAGUGUGAGGAAGAUGCGCCCUUGGUUGCGCAGCACCACGAACCGCGUGCGGCUGUCGAGCUCCAUGCACAGCGCCUCCUCGUAGAGCGGCAGGGCCUCCGUAAAGCGCCCCUUGGCGUACUCGCGGUUCGCUUCCAAGAUGAGGCCGCCGGCGCGCACCGCCAUCAAGGGUGCUAGGGCUGCCUGAGCCAAAGCCUAGGGGCACUGGGGCUCCUGGAGACGCUCUGGGAGCUGCCCGGGCUGCCACUGGCGUGAGAGUGGCUUUGCUCGUAGCGCUC